CCCCUAUAAGUUCCUCUCCCCUCCGGCCGGUGUCCGACCCGCCGCACAGCACCAACCGACUAAACUGCCACCGCCCGCCACUGCACCCUCCCGCCCCCAAGACACAGAAGCCUGUCGUUCCCCAUGGCGCGGCCUGUGUCCACGCCGGCGAAGGCGAUAGCGGUCGCGGUGGUGGUGUUGGUGCUCCUCGCUGCGUCGCCGGCGGCGCUGGCCCUGCACGACUACGGCGACGCGCUCCACAAGAGCAUCCUCUUCUUCGAGGGCCAGCGGUCCGGCCGGCUGCCCCCCGACCAGCGCCUCCGGUGGCGCCAGGACUCGGGCAUCCACGACGGCGCCGAGGCCGGCGUGGACCUGACGGGCGGGUACUACGACGCCGGCGACAACGUGAAGUUCGGGUUCCCGAUGGCUUUCACGGCGACGCUAAUGUCGUGGGGCCUCAUCGACUUCGGGCGCAGCUUCGGCGCGCGCGAGGAGGCAGCGGCCCGGGAGGCCGUCCGGUGGGCGACGGACUACCUGAUGAAGGCGACGGCGACGCCCGGGACGGUGUACGUGCAGGUGGGCGACGCGUCCCGCGACCACGCGUGCUGGGAGCGGCCCGAGGACAUGGACACCCCGCGCACCGUGUACAAGGUGGACGCCGCGCACCCGGGCUCCGACGUGGCCGCCGAGACCGCCGCCGCGCUUGCGGCGGGCUCCAUCGUGUUCCGCGACACCGACCCUGCCUACUCCGAGCGCCUCCUCGACCGCGCUGUCGCCGUGUUCGCGUUCGCGGACGCGCACCGCGGCGCGUACAGCGGCAGCCUCCGCGCUGCGGUGUGCCCCUGCUACUGCGACUACUCCGGGUACCAGGACGAGCUGCUGUGGGGCGCGGCGUGGCUGCACCGCGCGUCGCGCCGCCGGGAGUACCGCGAGUACAUCAAGCGCAACGAGGUGGCGCUGGGCGCCAGCGACGCCAUCAACGAGUUCGGCUGGGACAACAAGCACGCCGGCAUCAACGUCCUCAUCUCCAAGGAGGUGCUGAUGGGCAAGGACGAGUACUUCCGGUCGUUCCGCGAGAACGCCGACGACUUCAUCUGCGGCCUCCUCCCCGGCAUCUCCUCCGGCUCCGGGCACCCGCAGAUCGACUACUCCCCCGGCGGCCUCCUCUUCAAGGUGGGCAACAGCAACAUGCAGCACGUGACGUCGCUCUCCUUCCUCCUCCUCGCCUACUCCAACUACCUCAGCCACGCCGGCGCCCGCGUCUCCUGCGGCGGCGGCGGCGCCUCCGCGGCGUCGCCCGUGCAGCUCCGCCGCGUGGCCAAGCGGCAGGUGGACUACAUCCUGGGCGACAACCCGCUGCGGAUGUCCUACAUGGUGGGCUACGGCCCGCGGUACCCGCUCCGGAUCCACCACCGGGCCAGCUCGCUGCCGUCGGUCGCGGCCCACCCGGCGCGGAUCGGGUGCAAGGCGGGCGCCGCCUACUACGCCAGCCCGGCGCCCAACCCGAACCUGCUGGUGGGCGCCGUCGUGGGCGGGCCCAGCAACAGCACCGACGCCUUCCCCGACGCGCGCGCCGUGUUCCAGCAGUCCGAGCCCACCACCUACAUCAACGCGCCGCUGCUCGGCCUGCUCGCCUACUUCUCCGCGCACCCCGACCUGGAGGCGGCCCAGCUCGGCCGCGACUGAAUGAACUAACUAGUCGAGAUGGGCGGGCCUUCUGCGUGUGUGGGCCUUUUGUGUGUGUUCUGCGAUGCGCCUGGUCCAUCGGUCCUGCUCCUGCUACUCUGCAUUGCCGAUUCAGUAGUAGUGGUGAUUGUAGUGUUAGUGUCA
Molecule: messenger RNA, 1809 nt
Organism: Panicum hallii
Lineage: Eukaryota; Viridiplantae; Streptophyta; Magnoliopsida; Poales; Poaceae
Product: endoglucanase 17-like
Exons: 4
Coding region: 124-1665 (513 amino acids)
Biological process (GO): carbohydrate metabolic process
Molecular function (GO): hydrolase activity, hydrolyzing O-glycosyl compounds
Source: RefSeq, a predicted model, not a curated record